AUGGCAAACAAAAUGUCCUUGGCGGCGUACAAUGCCAUUUUGGAUUCCAACUUGGUUGCAAAAUUUGCUUAUGAAGAUUUUCUGGGUAUCAACAAUCUAUUUAAAAAUUUUGAUUGUACAAAUAUCACUGGAGAUACAUUUUUGGAUAUAGGAAAAAUGAAAACUAAGUCCAACAUUCAAAGUUUAGAAGCAUAUUGCAAACAGCCCAUAAAUCAAAAUUUGCCAUAUGUUUUAUUCAACUUUUAUGCUCAAACCACAGAAAAAUCAAUAUCUGAAAAUGACGAUGAAGAAGAUACAAGUAAUUUAUACUAUAAGAGCGAUGACAACGAAAGCCGAAAUUCGUUGGUUAUAGGGAUUGAAGAACCAACAAAAGAAAAGCUUACAAAACAAAAAACAAGGUGGACUGAGUUUUAUUAA
Messenger RNA from Octopus sinensis (East Asian common octopus), 417 nucleotides. RefSeq lists its product as uncharacterized. The transcript is spliced from 3 exons. The coding region runs from base 1 to 417 and encodes 138 amino acids. NCBI's taxonomy places the organism in Eukaryota, Metazoa, Mollusca, Cephalopoda, Octopoda, Octopodidae. The record is from RefSeq and is a predicted model, not a curated record.